AUGUCUGCACCGCCCGCGUACGCGCCAACGACGAACUCCACGUAUACUCUAGCGAGCGAACAGGACCACAGCCAGCACCAUGGCGAGAUUUCACGGGCUUCGUUUGUGCCCACCAGCAUCCACAAGGCCGUGUAUGACUCGCUCUGUGAGCUCUAUUCCAUCGUCACAGUCACGGAGACCGUGGAAAAUGCUUUUGUGAAGGAUUUCGUCACCGACAAGGAAAAGUACACCUCGACCAUCAUGCGGCUUGUGAACCAAUGCCAGAUCCUUUUGGAGAGCUUCCACGCCAGCCCCACGCACGAGAAAAUCCUCCGGGAAAUUCUUCCGGACCUAGCCGGUGACCACAGCAAUUUGCUCCGCGUCGUGGCGGCGAAAUUCAGCCUUCAUGCGCCAUUGGCAAUCGACAGACUCACGAAAAAAGUACCGGCAACUAUUGAGCACUUUCACAAACACGUCGAGCUCGCCGAGCCAACUGAGAAACCCGCUGCUUCUGAAGCAGCCUCGGGUCUGCCCGCACGGGCCAUCCACAAACUGGCCGCUGCCAGUGCCCGGCUUGUAGCAGAGGCGACGGGAAACUUCAUCACGCUCAUGGACGCGGUCAAGUUGAACUACAACACCAAACUGCAGCUCCAUCCGCUCCUCAGUAACUUGGUGAUCAGUCUCAACGAGUUGGUCACGCGCGAAAACAGCCAGGCGGUGGCGCUCGAGUUUCCGGGCAAACUGAAGUUGGUCAGCUGGCUCAUCAAACUCAACAAUUUAUCCGACAACGACACGCUUUCAAGUGAUGACUUGGAGCUGUUUCUCCUGGACUUGGACACUUCGUAUCAUGGAUUCUACGAUUCUUUGGAGUGA
Molecule: messenger RNA, 852 nt
Organism: Metschnikowia bicuspidata var. bicuspidata NRRL YB-4993
Lineage: Eukaryota; Fungi; Ascomycota; Pichiomycetes; Serinales; Metschnikowiaceae
Gene: VPS28
Product: ESCRT-I subunit protein
Exons: 1
Coding region: 1-852 (283 amino acids)
Biological process (GO): protein transport to vacuole involved in ubiquitin-dependent protein catabolic process via the multivesicular body sorting pathway
Cellular component (GO): ESCRT I complex
Molecular function (GO): protein-containing complex binding
Source: RefSeq, a predicted model, not a curated record